CACCUCCAACUCCCGCACCGCUCGCCAGCGGCAUCGACGACUCUCGCAAGAUGUCGUCCUCGGCGCAGCGGGCGCUCGAGUACCUUGAGCAACUGCCCGGAACGACCUUCACCAAGCUGUAUCAACAGCCAUCGACUGCCUUGGCCAUCUUCCGCCGCAUGCUGCCGCACCUGGCGAAGACGAUUGUCAUGGCCAUGCUCUACCUCCCACACCCGUUCGCUGCAUCAGAUCUGGACGCAUGGGUCAAGCCGGACCAUCAGAGCACACAGGUCAAGGAACGUGCGCUCAGCAUAUUGCAACGACUGAAGAUUCUGUACGAGGAGCAGCACAAUGGCCGACAGGCGUUUCGCCUCAGUCCUGCGUUUGGCAAGAGUCUGCGCAUGGCUCUGACAGGUGGCGGCAAGCACAAUAGUUUUGGUGUGCCUUGUUCAGAACCAGACAAGACGCCCGUGACCGCCGAGUACCUGGACACGUUCGCUCGGAAGCAAUGGGAGGCCAUCCUUUACUACGUGGUUGGAAGUGCAUCUGCAGGGCUGGGCGCAGGGAUUGAGAUCUCGACAGGCACGAGGACUCUGCUUGAGAAGGGCAGAUUCGUCGUGGUCAAAGGACGGAGCAGGGCCAUAACGCAGGACGGCUUCACAUUCCUGCUGCAAGACGUCAAUGCCCAAAUUUGGUCACUGCUGAUCGUGUAUCUGGAAGUCUCAGCUGACCUUCACAUGGACUCUGUUGACGUCCUGUCCUUCCUCUUCACGCUCGGCUCUCUGGAGCUGGGCAUCAGCUAUUCGACAUCGAAUCUGACCCCAACUCAGCUCCAGAUGCUGGAGGACCUCACAGACUUUGGUCUAGUCUAUCGCCGUUCUCCCAACUCCGAUCGCUACUAUCCGACACGCUUGGCUACAACACUCACGUCUGACGCGCCAGCACUACCCAACAACAGUUUCACAACGACAACCUCCGACCCCAACGAUCCUGCAUCGUCCGCUUCCGAAAAAGGUUACAUAAUCCUCGAAACCAACUACAGACUCUACGCCUACACCUCCUCGCCCUUACCAAUCUCCAUCCUCUCCCUCUUUGCCAACCUCCACACCCGCUACCCGAACCUCGUCACAGCGAAGAUCACCAAACCUUCGAUCCAGACCGCCAUCGCGAGCGGCAUCACCAGCGACCAGAUCAUCUCCUACCUACAAACCCACGCGCAUCCGAUCUUGCGUCGCCAGGCAGCUAUGCACUCAGCUCCUAUUCUUCCACCCACUGUGGUAGAUCAAAUCCGUCUAUGGCAAAUUGAAGGCGAAAGAAUGAAGAGCACUAAGGGUUUCUUGAUUCGAGAAGUCGGCACAGAUGACGACUACAUGAAAGCAGUGCAGUAUGCAGAAGCUUUGGGCAUCCUCGUCAAGGAGUUCCCGCAUAAGAAGUCAUUCUUUGUGACCAGAAUGGAGCAGAUGAGCACGUACUUUAAGAGUCAGGCCGCGAGGAAGAGAGAGGCGAAAGAAGCUGCCGCUGCGAGCAGAUCGUGAAGCGUUCUGGGACGAGUUCAAUACGAGGUAAUGCAUAGCGGGGCGCUUUUGGAGCAUUUGGUUCGACGGGCAUGGCACGCUCUGCUUCAAAGAUUGGCAUUCGGGUGGGUAAAUUGGAGUCUGAGAAGGAGCAUUUGGCAUAAUGCAUCAAUAUUUUCGUGAGUAUGACAAAGUGUACCAACAUCGUGAUCUGCUUUCAAUCUGCGAAAUAUCAGUUCAGCAGCAUUUCGCGCGCAUUAA
Molecule: messenger RNA, 1754 nt
Organism: Cercospora beticola
Lineage: Eukaryota; Fungi; Ascomycota; Dothideomycetes; Mycosphaerellales; Mycosphaerellaceae
Gene: TFB2
Product: TFIIH/NER complex subunit TFB2
Biological process (GO): nucleotide-excision repair
Cellular component (GO): transcription factor TFIIH core complex; transcription factor TFIIH holo complex
Molecular function (GO): double-stranded DNA binding; ATPase activator activity
Source: RefSeq, a predicted model, not a curated record